AUGGCGUACGGUGGUCCUUUGGAUGCACAUGGCCAAGCAAGGCUACAGGCGGAGCUUGCUGCCGCAUUGGAACGCGCAGAUAGAGCAGAGGUCCAAUUGCGUACUGCUACUGAUGAAUCGUCGCGGUUAUCAGAUCGUAUCGAGCUGCUACAGCAAGAGCUGGCAGAUGCUAAGCGUGACCUUGCUAAGAGUCGAGAAGAAACAGUUGCAGUGACUGCCUUAGCUGCAACACAUGGAGCAAGAGCAGGCAAGCGUUCUGUUGAACUGGAUCGUGAGGCCACUGCCUUGCGUGAGAAACUGUACCACAUUGAGAUGGAUAUCUCGGCCAUGACCGCCGAGCGCGACGGCCUCCAGUCUGAGCUGGCAGGAGCGCAUAUCAACCUUGAUGAUAUGGCUUCGGCUCGUAACCAGCUGGCAAACCAGCUAGAAGACGCUGCCAAGCAACUUGCCCGCAGCUCAGCCGCCGCCGCCGCUGCUGAAGACCGCCAUAAGGCUGAAAUGCAGCAAUUGCAGCUCCGCUUGGCCACAUUAGAAGCGGAGUUCCGCGCAAUCAACCAUGCCAAGGGAACAAUACACGAGGACCUACAGCGCGCCAGAGGGGAUGCCUUGGCAUUGCAGGCACAGCUACAAGAGGAGUCCCGGCAAAGGGAGGAGCAGGUUAGCGAGUGCCGUCGGCUGCAGCGUGAGCUUGAUGUGGGAGCGGAUGCGUUGGCGCAGGCGCAGCGCUCACAGCGCAGCGCAAUAGCCAAGUCCGACGAGCUCGAGGUCGAACUAGAACGCCUACAUGCCGCCUAUAGUGCAUUGGAGGCGGAUUUGCAGACUGCCAAAGAGCGUGUCGAAAAGAUGCAGGAUGAGGUCCGGCUCACAGCUGAGCGUAACACGGAGCUUGCGGGCCAAGUGCAUAGCUUAACCGCGAGCUUGCGACAUUUAGAAGUCGAGAAUGCGCGCCUGACGGACGGUCAUGCGAUGUUGAAGGUGGAGAUUGAGGCUCGCGCGGCCGAGGCCAGAGCAGCGCGGGGUGAAGCCGCCGAGCUGGCCGCGGACAGGGCACGUUUGCUGGCUGAGAUGCAGCAAAGGCAUGCCGCUGCCGGUGCCGAGAACGAGGUGAGCCAGCUGCGAGAGGCACUGACUGCAUCCCGGCUGGACGUAGCUCAGCUUCAGAAGGAGCUGGCAGCGAACGAUGCAGUCCUGGCCGAUGCGGAAUCCGCCCUUGUAGCGCUAGUUUCGGAGAAAGAAAGCUUACAGCAGGCGCUCGAUGAUGCCCUGAUGUCACAACGCGUGGCUGCCCGCGCUGCAGAGGAGCUGCGGGCGCAGGUGGCCGCGCAGUCCGCCCGGGACGCGGCAGCACAAGAUGCCAAUACCAAGACUGCUGCCAAACAGGCGGCAGCCUUGGCAAGUGGAAACGGUGUUGACCAGCAGCAGCGCAUGAUGAGCUACCUGCAAAGUCUGUCUGAAGCUGACACCACGGGCGGCCCAAUCGAGGGCGUUCACGAUAAUUCCGGUGCUACUACGCCAGCUGCUGCAACCCCGGGGCCCGGGAGGACUACGUCUGCAAUCCUCAGUAUCUCACAAGAAGAGAGCGUACGCAUUACUGUUGAGGGUGCGGUCAACGAUGCCUUCCCGCUCACUUCGUCGAGGAGCAAUAACGGUGUCCUUCAGCCAAUUCCCGGUCUCAAAGAAGCCUCAUCUGUCACGGCGUCCGCGGCAAGCGGCGUGACUAACAUUAUGAGUCCCUCGCCUCGAAGUAGCCUCCUCCAACCCUCCUCACCGCAUGGGAGCACCAUUGGUGAGCUUCAUGAGCAGGCCGACGGAUCCAGCUCAGAGCCAAGCCUCGGGCGUGGAGAUUUGGGUCCAGUGCUACAGUCGGCAGCCAAUCCCCAGUCCUCGGCCGCCAACGCUGCUUGGGGAUCAAACUACAAGGCGACAAGCAAGGUAUCGCCAGAAAACCGUCCGCCCGCCAGCAUUUCAGAGUCCGAGAUCAGCCUUACACCUCAUCCGGAGAUGCACCGUAAUCCGCCGCGUGCUUCUUUCAACCUGGGCCCAUAUAACUCCUUGCCGCCCUCUGCCGCGGCACCACCGUCGCCUUCAGGCAGGGUUUCUCCUGCCGGUGGCAACAUGACAGCCACUGGCUCCGGACCAACCCCCAGCGGAGCGACAGGCUACUCUUUUCCAGCGUUGUCUGCUUCCCGUGGAGCUGAUGCAACUGUAUUUCCACACACGGGGCCGACAUCCGCUUCAGCAGAUGUCGGCUCCACGCUGCAGACCACUGCUUAUCGGUCGCCCACGCGCCAGACACCACCCAGUGACAUUGCAAUGAGCCAUGUAGCUGUUGCAAGUGCCUCACCAACAGGGAACUUGCGACAGCAGCCCAGCAGGUCACAACAACCGACGCCAGCAUCGCAAACAUAUUAUAGACCAGGCACGGCUGACAUGGUGCUGCCAGAUGUGAGUGGUUUCCCAUCGCCCUUCGCGUCCGGCAACGCUGCAGCUGUCAUUUCAUCGCCACGGACUUCAGGGACAGUGGGCACGUCUGCACCUUCAUCUCCACCUAAGGCGCCUGCGUCCCCGCCAGCCAUCGCGCCUGUCGCUUCACCAGGGAACUCGGGGACAGUUGGCAUGGUGGCCUCUACGCUGCCGCCUUCGUCAGCUGCUGGCUUGGAGCCGCUGUCGCGAAGACUUAGCCUUGAGCAGCAGCAGCAGCAGCUUGGUGGCAGUCAUGCGUCCGCUUCUCGGCCUUCCUUCUCGUUGGCAUUCACCAGGCGCACGACAAUCAUGCAGGAGGCCGGCUUGGUCGGCGUCGAAGCCAUUUCAGCACCCGUACAUAUGGUCGAAGAUGCGCAAACGCCACGGCGCACGGGUGACAAGUUUCCUGCCCCUGCCCCGCGUGAAGCGGCCGCGGAUUUUGGCUACCCCAGCUCAGCCCUCCUGGCCCAAGCACCCAGCGAGGAAGACUUAAUGCUAAUAAAGCGGCUGGCAGCCAUGGAUGAGGCCCUGCGGGCGAUUGGGGCCAUUUAA
This is a messenger RNA of Volvox carteri f. nagariensis, 3015 nucleotides long. RefSeq lists its product as uncharacterized. The transcript is spliced from 11 exons. Bases 1 to 3015 code for a protein of 1004 amino acids. The record is from RefSeq and is a predicted model, not a curated record. Lineage: Eukaryota; Viridiplantae; Chlorophyta; Chlorophyceae; Chlamydomonadales; Volvocaceae.